Messenger RNA from Lates calcarifer (barramundi perch), 6063 nucleotides. It is a transcript of the gene cep295, whose product is annotated as centrosomal protein 295. Gene Ontology annotation, biological process: regulation of centriole replication. The transcript has 28 exons. Lineage: Eukaryota; Metazoa; Chordata; Actinopteri; Centropomidae. The record is from RefSeq and is a predicted model, not a curated record. Gene Ontology annotation, cellular component: centrosome; centriole; cytosol. The coding region runs from base 136 to 5973 and encodes 1945 amino acids.
CAGUUUAAACCGCCGGAUGUGACGUUUGGACAAGCCUGUUUAGUCGUUUUUUCGGUUGGUUUUCAGGUGUUAAAAACUUCGGGGAUAUAUUGCGUCUUUCUGGCGAUUUAAUCGGCGUUUCUAAGAUGAAUUUGCAUGUGUGUUAACGUUUUAAAUAUCUCCUUAAUAUAUCUGUGUAAAAGUCGUUAUGGUGGUGAUGCUAGCGCCGAACGGAGCUGCUACCUGCCGUUUACUGUUGGGGAAUGUCCACCAACAUAUUUAAAGAAAAUGAAGAGAAAAGUAGCCAGAUUAAGACUGAGCCCUAAUGAAGAGGCUCGGAUAGUAAGAGAGGAGCAUGAAAGAAGGAGAAAACUACGAAUACAGCAGGUUCGGGAGCAGCAGCGGUACAUUGCGCUGCAGAUCCGCCAGGCAGUUGAGCAGAGGCGGCAGCGUGAGCUGGAACAGCUGGCGGAGGAACUGAGGCAGGACUGGGAGCGACAGCAGAAGGAGAAACUUGACACACUGCAGAGAUUAUACCAGGAGAGCCUCCAGCUUCUCGGUCAGGGACACAGGAGUGCAGCAGAAAAUGAACCUGACUUGGCAGCCAUUGCUCAGAGAGAGGAGGAAAAUCAUGCCAAAGCAGAGGAGCGUUACAGAGAAGCCCUUAAAGAACUGAAAUCACAGAGGCUUAAAGACCACGAGAGGCAGAGCCGAUCCAUCAAUGCCAGGAAAAAGGCACUACAAGCAGAAAAGGAAAGAUCGGCAAAAGUGGCCAGCCUCCCACCGCCUCCCCCUAACCCCAUUCAGAACAUCGAUUCCAAGAAGCCACAUGUGGUAAAGAAAACUGAUGUGAGUGCCUACGCUGCCACGCAUUACCACAUGCCUGAGAGCGCAGUGGACAGAGACUUAGACACACAGCAGCUUAAUGCCCAUGAGGAAGCUGAGCUGGAGGUGAGAAGACUGCAGGACUUACAGAGGGAGGAAAAGAGGAGGAGAGAGGAGCAGCUUGAGAAGGCUCGCCUCAGAGGGAAGCAGGCUCUAAGAAGGGAACAGCUCAUGCAGGACCGUGAGCGCUUGCUUGUUGAAUUGGAGCACAUGCAGCAGACAGACCUGCUGAGGAGGAGACAGCAGGUGUCACAGAUGCCUCCUCAGAUCUUUCAGCCUCUCUAUAAGAGACAGGAGAUGAGGGAGGAUUUCCAGAGGGAAAUGGAGUUUGCCUUUGAGGACAUGUAUACCGGAGAGAGGAGAGUUAAAGGUGACCUGGUGGUUCAGCUGGUACCCGAGCCUCUGCCAGCUCUGUCCACAGACAGCCAGGACCAGGAGCUGGACAUCACACUGGAUGAAAUCACCACACCAGGAACAGAAAACACACAACAUGAUGCUGAGCAAGAAGCCACAACCACUGGGCAGGAAACAUCUGCUCAAGUGGAACCCUCCAGACCUGCUCCUAGACGGGCGUUGAAGAAACUCCUGGACCGUAUCAGAAGCCAGAGGAACCAUUGGAGUGAGCACAGCAGUCACGUCCCUGCAGCUGAUUCACCAACUGUCUUCACCGAUCAGAUCCCAGAGCGGGACACAUCCAUCGAGACAGGAUCUCUGACCAGCGAGGAGAAGGACAAACUGGGCCCCAAGCCCCCUGAAUCUGCCCAAUCGCCACCGGCAUUGGAGACAACAGAGCAGUCAACUGCAGCAGAUACUCGUCUUCCUGAUGUGCUCGCCAGCAGAAUCCAAGAAUUUGAAGACGAACGAAAGAAAAGGGAAGAGGAGCUGGAGAGGGAGAAGCAGCAGCAGCUGGUUUUGCUCCAGGAGCUGGAAGAGCAGAAGGCCAAACUGGAGCAGAUGCUGCUUGAGGCUCAGCAAGAGAGAGAACAUUUGAAAGCUGCUGUGACCCAGGAAGUGCCUAUUACCCAACAAGACUUACCUGUCCGUGAUCAGGACAUCACACCUGUCACUCAUAGUCUAGUCACUGAGCUGGAGCCUCCUGCUGGUGAAGAUGACCACACCAGAAGAAUCAUUGAAUACCAACAACGGCUGCUGGAACAAAAUAGAAUUCACCAGAGGUCAGUGGAGGUGGCUCGCCAGCGCCUGGAGGAAUACCAGCGAGCUCUGCGAAUUCGUUACAACAUGACCUCCACAUCGUUGCUGCCUCCUGUCAUGCCUCCAGACCUCAGCCGUCCACCUCUCCACAGUACUCAGCCUGUGAGUCUUCCAACUCCUCUACAACUCCCUGCACCUCCUGCAGUGCCAUCAUACAUUCAUAAUAAACCACAAAGCUCUGUGGAAGUUCCCACAAGAGAGUCAGACGUGCUGGCUUCACCUCCCCGUCUUCCUGGCUCCACUUCGAGCCUCAGCCCCAAGUUGCUGCAAGAUGAAGUGGAAUUUAGAGCAGACUGUUCCAAGAGCCAGAGACCAGACAUCACUUCCUGGCUGAAUAAAAGCAUAAUGGGGAGAGUAACUGAGCACCUUCCAGAGAGAGUGAGACCCUCCUUUCUCACCACAGAGCCGCUGCCUGUCAAGCUGUCCACAACACAUCACUCAACCACCAUCCCACUCGAGCCAACCUCUGAUCCCAACCAAGCCGUUAGCACGAGCAUCACAGAUGGUGCACCUCUGGCUCCAGGUCAUGCAGCAAUUAGGCCCAGGACCAUGCCACAUAGCUCCCUGCAGACGGUGUCCCUGAGCUCCACAGGGGAUGACACAGAGAGACAGAGGCGAGAGCUGCAGGAGGUCCAGAGACGGGUGAUGGAGCAGAGGGAGGCAGUGAUGCUGCAGCAGAGACAGCAAGAAGAGGAGAGACAGAGACAGGAAGAGCAACGACAGAGACAGGAAGUGGAGAUGGAGCAGAUGAGGCGGCAAAAGGAGACGUUGCAGGCUCUUAUUCAUACUGAUGCACAACCAGUUCCAGAAGCUGUCAGUGAAGCGUUGGUUUCAGAGAACAUUGAUCAGACUCGCCUCAGAUUGCUUGUGUCCCUGCUGAAAGCUAUAGAGGAAUCAAACGGAGGAACUUUAUCACACCUACAAGACCCUCAGGAGAAAGAUGGCUCUCCUCCACCAUCUAGCAGUGGUGAAACAGAGCCCAUAAACCAGACCAACAUUCCUGUUGGACCUGCCCCAGCGUCAGUCCUCCCCUCUGGACUUCUCCCACACCCUCGAGCAGUGAAGCCCCCAGUGACCCGUGUCAGGCUUGGAAUCAUGGAUAUGAUGACUGAGCAGCAUGAACUCAGUGCCAUUCAAGAGGUGGAGACACCAGUUAACACCAGCCAGGUCACAGGCCUGGAGGAGGAUAGCAUGACGUUUCCUUCACACACUGUAGACUGGGAUCGGCAGGAGGCAUCAGAUUCCUCUGUGGCCUCAGACAGGAGUCUUCUUACACCCUCCGUGUCCAGCAGUGGGCAGCGGACCGCUGAAAGACCAGCCGGCUCUGGGACAAGCUCCAGCUCGAGAUCCAGUCAGCUCAUCUGGAGAGAGAGGCUGCUGAUGGGGGCAGGAUCAUCUCCAGAAUCUUCAGAGUCUGAUUCAGUCCUGAGAAGAUUCUCACAGCCUUCCUCUGACUCUGGGAGGGGAGCCGACUACUCUGGUCCUGCAAUCACAACCUACAGAUCCCCCACAGAGUCCCCCCAUAGGCCUCCUGAUUCUGAUUUCCUCUCGUCUACCACCAUCUCGACCGGCAGCUACAUCACCACUGAUCCUGAGCAAAACUUAGACACUGACAAAUCCCCAUCUGUCAGACAUUGUGAGGAACAAGGACAAGCAGCACAUUUACUUGACGUUUCCUCUCCAUCUGGUCAAAGCUCCUGUAUUAAGGACAGCUCAGCUUCAGGCCGUGCUGGUGUGGCUGUAGACUCUCUGUUUAAUGACAGCAACAUCCAGCACAUUAUAAACAAAUACACAAGGGAGCUUAACAUCUCCCUCAGCACCGCUGGCAAAACCACAGACAGUGAAGGCUCAUAUAUGGAGGAACCUGGAUCAUCACAUUCCCAGCAGUCUUUGGUUCAAGCCUCGCAGAGGAGAGUGGAGGACAAAGGCGCUGCAGCUCGUCGGUCUCUCACCUCAGACACAGUCCAUCCAAUCCUGGAGCACUUCUCAGGCGAGGAUCCAUCACAGUCUGAGCAUCCAGAGCAGGACUCUUUCAGGCCUCUGAUUGGCCAGCUGACAGACCAGUCAUCAUGUCUCACUGCCGACCAGAGGGAGUCAGCCAUGGAGCAACUGGUCGGUCACCCAUCGGCUCACUCGUCCAUGAUUGGUCAACUUCCAGGUCUUCCGGUUUUAGUGAGCUCGGAUCAAAGGGGAUGGGAUUCCACUCUGAGUCGGAUGAUUGAUCGACUCUCCCAUCAGUCCAGCUCUUAUUGGCUCAGUGGUGGGCAGGACUUUUAUGCAGGUCAGCUGAUGGGCCAGAUGGCGGUGGAGCAGUCGACCACAUGGUUGAAUGAAAGCCAGGAGGAGAGCCGGAUGAUGCCGCUGGUUGGGGAGCUGGAUAUUGAUCAGCACAGUGGAAACUCAGGUGAAAGUACCCACGUGGAUCUUGGUGUCAUAACUGAGGUCAGUUUACCGUCAUACCCAGCAUUGCCUCCUGAAGCGUCAUCACACAGUGCCACUAUCCCAGGUGUGAGUCCACAUCCAGAGGAGCAGCUGAGCCAAACCAGUCCAGUGGACCUGGGCCCAGAGAGGACAGAAGUUUUUCCAGGCUCUGACUCAUUCCACCCACUACUGGCUGAGGUCACCCACAAUGAAACGGCUGACCCCUCCAUGACCUUUCACCUGCUUGAACACAAAGUGCCUAACUCUCCCGAAGGACGGACAGCUGGCGAGGAGCGCAGUGUUUCCACAUCUUCAGAAGAGUCUGAGACCCACGCUCAGUCCUCCGAGUCUGAACCAUCACCUGAGCGACUUCGAACAGAGAAGCCUGCCUUACACGAAUCUUCCCCGUGCCAGCCCCAUGAAUCUGUCCUCGUGUUGGAAGACACCAUGAGAACUGAUGUGGAGAUCACAACUCUGAGUAUGUCACAUUUAACCAUGUGUGACGAGACAGCAGCUCCAGGCAUGCCGCAGCCAGCACGAGGGGCUGCAGAAAGGAGCUGCAUUUCUGAAAGAUCUCCAGAUUCAGUCUCAUUCAGUGACCUUUGUGCCAAAGAACUGAAGCCCGAGCCAGGUUCAGACCUGAAGAAUGAUAUUCCUGCCUCAGAUAAGAUAUUGGAAGCAGCCAGUGAGAAGGGGAUCCUGGAGCAGUCAGAGAUAACACUUGUGAGCCUGACAGAUACCACACUGCAGGACCAAGAGACCACCAUCACUGAGGAAAAGGGACUUUGGGAAGACAAGCAUCCAGAUGGGGUGAGGGAUGAAGGACAGAAAGACCAAGAGACGGAGGAGUCAGAAUCCACAUUACCAGAGGAGAUGCUAGAGAAGGACCAAAUGCACCCAGUGAUGUUCCUGGAUUUUCAGUGGGGUGCUAGCAGAGGUCUGCAGGAGGUCAACCAGCAGAAGCGCAACGCUCUGCUCCAGAGAUCAUCCCGCAGGGUGGAAGACAUCAAGGCCAAAGGGGCUCUUGCCAAGAUUCAUUCUAAGAUCCAAGCUCCGUCUGAAGGCAGAGAGCAGUCUAAAGCUGAGGAAUCUCAACUAGCUGCCUGUAAGGCAAAGACUAAAUCAGAACCUCAGCAUAAGACUAAUAAGAAGUCAAAGGGAGGACAGGUGGAGCAGCAGCAAACCACUGAGAAAUCUGGCUUCAACAAGCAAAAAAAGCCCCAGUUUCCCCCUCCAGUGAGUGAUUCUAGGCUGCAAAAGGUGGGUGAAGUGAGGAUCUGCACUCCAGAGCAAAGGAAACAGGAUGUUUCUGAGAUGCACCAGAGAACUCAGAGACUGUAUGAGCAGCUGGAGGAAGUGAAGCUUCAGAAAACGAUCAGGAGCAGACAGGAAGCUUAUGCAAAAAACAGACUGAAGGCCAAGGAGUUCCACAAGAAAACUUUACAGAAGCUUCGUGCCAAGCAGACUCGGCAGUGACUGACUUUGAAUGUGUUCUAGUUUUACUUUUGUAAACUUAAGUUAAUUUGUAAAGUUUUAUCAAUAAAGCAUUUAAGUUAUUUGAAUCUA